Molecule: messenger RNA, 7166 nt
Organism: Dromiciops gliroides (monito del monte)
Lineage: Eukaryota; Metazoa; Chordata; Mammalia; Microbiotheria; Microbiotheriidae
Gene: MYH14
Product: myosin heavy chain 14
Cellular component (GO): myosin complex
Molecular function (GO): ATP binding; actin filament binding; cytoskeletal motor activity
Source: RefSeq, a predicted model, not a curated record
CAAAGGCCCUGAGCCCUGAGGUGUGUUCUGCUCACCUGGGGUGUGGGGGACUAAGGUUCCAGAAUGGAGGCCAGGAGGAGCGGGCUGAGCGGGGCCCAGAGGGACACUCAGAUCAUGGCAGCGGCUAGCACCGUCCGAAAGACGGCGGGCCCCGUGCCCGAGGCGGCCCAGCCUUUCCUGUUCACCCCUCGCUCCGGCCCGGGGCCGGGCAGCAGUGUGGGCACACCCCCUGUGGAGUGGGCCGCCCGGCGCCUGGUGUGGGUACCCUCGGAGCUGCACGGGUUCGAGGCGGCCGCCCUGCGGGAUGAGGGCCCCGAGGAGGUGGAGGUGGAGUUGGCCGAGAGCGGGCGCCGGCUGCGGCUGCCCAGGGACCAGGUGCAGCGCAUGAACCCCCCCAAGUUCAGCAAGGCCGAGGACAUGGCGGAUCUGACAUGCCUCAAUGAGGCCUCCGUCCUCCACAACCUGCGGGAGAGAUACUACUCGGGCCUCAUCUACACAUACUCGGGCCUUUUCUGUGUGGUCAUCAAUCCUUACAAGCAGCUGCCCAUCUACACGGAAGCCAUUGUGGAGAUGUACCGGGGCAAGAAGCGGCACGAGGUCCCACCCCAUGUGUACGCGGUCACUGAGGGGGCCUACCGCAGCAUGUUGCAAGAUCGGGAAGAUCAGUCCAUCCUCUGCACGGGUGAGUCUGGGGCCGGCAAGACAGAAAACACCAAGAAAGUCAUUCAGUACCUGGCUCACGUGGCCUCGUCCCCAAAGGGCCGGCGGGAGCAGGGUGCCCAGCCCCCUGCCAACAUGGUGGCCUAUGGUGAGCUAGAACGGCAGCUGCUCCAAGCCAACCCCAUCUUGGAGGCCUUUGGGAACGCCAAGACGGUCAAGAAUGACAACUCCUCUCGCUUUGGCAAAUUCAUCAGGAUCAACUUCGAUGUGGCUGGCUACAUUGUGGGGGCCAACAUUGAGACCUACUUGCUGGAGAAGUCCCGGGCCAUCCGGCAAGCCAAGGACGAGUGCAGCUUCCACAUCUUCUACCAGCUCUUGGGGGGGGCCGGGGAGCAACUGAAAGAGGACCUCCUCCUCCAGCCCUGCUCCGAGUACCGCUUCCUCACCAAUGGGCCAGCAUCAUCCCCGGGCCAGGAGCGGGAGCUCUUCCACGAGACUCUGGAGUCCCUACGCGUGCUGGGCUUUAGCCAUGAGGAGAUAGUCUCCAUGUUACGAGUGGUGUCUGCUGUUCUCCAGUUUGGAAACAUCUCCCUGAAGAAAGAGCGACAUUCAGACCAGGCGACAAUGCCAGACAAUACAGCCGCCCAGAAACUCUGCCGUCUGCUGGGCUUGGGAGUGACGGAUUUCUCCCGAGCCCUGCUCUCCCCUCGCAUCAAGGUUGGUCGGGACUAUGUGCAGAAGGCUCAGACCAAAGAGCAGGCUGACUUUGCUUUGGAAGCCUUGGCUAAAGCCUCCUACGAGCGCCUCUUCAGAUGGCUUGUGCUGCGCCUCAACCGUGCCCUGGACCGAAGUCCUCGCCAGGGGGCCUCCUUCCUGGGCAUCCUGGACAUCGCUGGCUUUGAGAUCUUCCAACUGAAUUCGUUCGAGCAGCUCUGCAUCAACUACACCAACGAGAAGCUGCAGCAGCUCUUCAACCACACCAUGUUCGUGCUGGAGCAGGAGGAAUACCAGCGCGAGGGCAUCCCCUGGACCUUCCUGGACUUUGGCCUCGACUUGCAGCCCUGCAUCGACCUCAUCGAGAGACCUGCCAACCCCCCGGGGCUUCUGGCACUGCUGGAUGAGGAGUGCUGGUUCCCCAAGGCCACCGACAAGUCCUUUGUGGAGAAGGUAGCCCAGGAGCAGGGCAGUCACCCCAAGUUCCAGCGGCCCCGGCAGCUGCGAGACCAGGCCGACUUCAGCGUGCUGCACUAUGCCGGGAAGGUGGACUACAAGGCCAACGAGUGGUUGAUGAAAAACAUGGACCCCCUGAAUGACAGCGUCGCCACCCUCCUGCACCAGAGCACGGACAAGCUCACGGCGGAGAUCUGGAAGGAUGUGGAGGGAAUUGUGGGCCUGGAGCAGGUGAGCAGCCUGGGGGAUGGAGGCACGCCCGGUGGCCGCCCCCGCCGCGGCAUGUUCCGGACGGUGGGUCAGCUGUAUAAAGAGUCUCUGAGCCGGCUCAUGGCCACGCUGAGCAACACCAACCCCAGCUUUGUGCGCUGCAUCAUCCCCAACCACGAGAAGAGGGCAGGGAAACUGGAGCCCCGGCUGGUACUGGACCAGCUGCGCUGUAAUGGGGUCCUGGAGGGGAUCCGAAUCUGUCGCCAGGGCUUCCCCAACCGAAUCCUAUUCCAGGAAUUCCGGCAGAGGUAUGAGAUCCUGACUCCCAAUGCCAUCCCCAAGGGCUUCAUGGACGGGAAACAGGCCUGUGAGAAAAUGAUCCAGGCCCUGGAGCUCGACCCCAACCUGUACCGUGUUGGCCAAAGCAAAAUCUUUUUCCGGGCCGGCGUCCUGGCCCAGCUGGAGGAAGAGCGAGACCUCAAGAUCACGGACAUCAUUGUGUCCUUCCAGGCAGCUGCCCGCGGAUAUUUGGCCAGAAGGGCUUUCCAUCGGCGGCAGCAGCAGCAGAGUGCCCUGCGUGUGAUGCAGAGGAACUGUGCCGCCUACCUCAAGCUCCGACACUGGCAGUGGUGGCGCCUCUUUACCAAGGUGAAGCCACUUCUUCAGGUGACCCGCCAGGAUGAAGUGCUGCAGGCACGUGCCCAGGAGCUCCAGAAGGUCCAAGAACAGCAGCAGCAGAGUGCCCGUGAGCUGGACGAACUCCAGGGCCGAGUGGUCCAGCUGGAGGAGGAGAGAGCCCGGCUCUCAGAGCAGCUCCGAGCCGAGGCCGAGCUGUGCGCCGAGGCCGAGGAGACCCGGGGCCGCCUGGCGGCCCGGAAGCAGGAGCUGGAGAGAGUGGUGGGCAUGCUGGAGGCCCGGGUGGGCGAGGAAGAGGAGCGCACGGUUCAGCUGGAGACAGACAAGAAGCGGCUGCAGCAGCACGUGCAGGAACUGGAGCAGCACCUCGAGGCAGAGGAGGGGGCCCGGCAGAAGCUGCAGCUGGAGAAGGUGACCACCGAGGCCCGGCUGAAGAAGAUGGAGGAGGACCUGCUGCUCCUGGAGGACCAGAACACCAAACUGGGCAAGGAGCGGCGGCUGCUGGAGGAGCGUCUGGCCGAGUUCUCCUCCCAAGCUGCAGAGGAGGAAGAAAAAGUGAAAAGUCUUAAUAAGCUCAGGCACAAAUACGAGUCCAUGAUGGCAGACAUGGAAGAGCGGCUCAAGAUGGAGGAGAAGAGCCGUCAAGAGCUGGAGAAGACCAAGCGGCGCCUGGAUGGGGAGAGCUCAGAGCUGCACGAGCAGAUGUUGGAGCAGCAGCACAGGGCGGAGGAGCUCCGGGCCCAGCUGGGCCGCAAGGAGGAGGAGCUACAGGCUGCCUUGGCCAGGGUGGAAGAAGAGGGCGGCGCUCGGGCCAUGCUGCUCAAGUCCCUCCGAGAGGCCCAGGCUGGCCUGACGGAGGCUCAGGAGGACUUGGAAGUGGAGAGGGCAGCGAGGACCAAGGCUGAGAAGCAGCGGCGAGACCUAGGCGAGGAACUGGAGGCGCUCCGGGGGGAGCUUGAGGAUACCCUGGACUCCACAAACGCCCAACAGGAGCUCCGGACCAAGCGGGAGCAGGAAGUGUCGGAGCUGAAACGGGCCCUGGAGGAGGAGACACGCAGCCACGAGGCAGCUGUCCAGGAGCUGCGGCAGCGUCACAGCCAGGCGGUGGGCGAGCUAGGAGAGCAGCUGGAGCAGGCGCGGCGGGGCAAAGGUACCUGGGAGAAAGCCCGCCUGGCCCUGGAAGCCGAGGUCUCGGAGCUGCGGUCCGAGCUGAGCAGCCUGCAGACCUCGCGGCAGGAGGGCGAGCAGCGCCGGCGGCGGCUCGAAGGCCAGGUGCAGGAGCUGCAGGCCCGGGCCGGGGACGGCGAGCGCGCGCGGGCAGAAGCGGCCGACAAGCUGCAGAGAGCCCAGGCGGAGCUGGACAGCGUCUCCGGGUCCCUGAGUGAGGCCGAGUCCAAAGUGAUCCGCCUUAGCAAGGAGCUGAGCAGCGCCGAGGUCCAGCUGCACGAUGCUCAGGAGCUCCUGCAGGAAGAGACACGGGCCAAGCUGGCCCUGGGCUCUCGGGUCCGAGGGCUGGAGAGCGAGGCCGCUAGCCUUCGGGAGCAGCUGGAAGAAGAGGCUGCGGCCAGGGAGCGAGCUGGGCGAGAGCUGCAGACGGCCCAGGCCCAGCUGUCGGAGUGGCGGAGGCGGCAGGAGGAAGAGGCGGGGGCUCUGGAGGCCGGAGAAGAGGCCCGUCGCCGGGCGGCACGAGAGGCGGAGGCCUUGGCCCAGAGGCUGGCUGAGAAGACAGAGGCUGCCGAUCGGCUGGAGAGGGGCCGGCGACAGCUGCAGCAGGAGCUGGAUGAUGUCUCCAUGGACCUGGAGCAGCAGCGACACCUCGUCAGCAGUCUAGAGAAGAAGCAGAAGAAGUUCGACCAGCUCCUGGCAGAGGAGAAGGCAGUGUCCCUGCGGGCAGUGGAGGAGCGGGAGCGGGCAGAGGCCGAGGGCAGGGAGCGCGAGGCCCGGGCCCUGGCCUUGGCCCGGGCCCUGGAAGAGGAACGUGAGGCGCGGGAGGAGCUGGAGCGGCAGAACCGGGGCCUACGAGCAGAGCUGGACGAGUUGCUGAGCAACAAGGAUGACGUGGGCAAGAGUGUACACGAAAUGGAGCGAGCCCGCCGGGCCGCUGAGCAGGCAGCAGCUGACCUGCGCACUCAGGUGACCGAGCUGGAGGACGAGCUGAUGGCCGCAGAGGACGCCAAGCUGCGCCUGGAGGUGACAGCCCAGGCGCUGAAGGCUCAGCACGAGAGGGAGCUGCAGGGCCGUGAUGAGGCUGGCGAGGAGAGAAGGCGGCUGCUGGCCAAGCAGUUACGGGACGCUGAGGUUGAGCGCGAUGAGGAGCGGAAACAGAGGGCCCUGGCCGUGGCCGCCCGAAAGAAGGCCGAGCUGGAGCUGGAGGAGCUGAGGGCCCAGGUGGGCUCUGCGGGCCAGGGGAAGGAGGAGGCCAUGAAGCAGCUCCGGAAGACCCAGGCCCAGAUGAAGGAGCUAUGGCGGGAAGUGGAGGAGUCUCGAACUUCCCGGGAAGAAAUCUUUGCCCAGAACCGGGAGAACGAGAAGAGGCUCAAGGGCCUGGAGGCCGAGCUGCUGAGGCUGCAGGAGGAGCUCGCGGCCUCGGACCGUGCCCGUCGCCAGGCGCAGCAGGAUCGGGAUGACAUAGCGGAUGAGGCUGCCAACGGGAACCUGGCCAAGACGGCCCUCCUGGAGGAGAAACGGCAGCUCGAGGGGCGGCUGGGCCAGCUGGAGGAAGAGCUGGAGGAGGAGCGCGGUAACCUGGAGCUGCUGGAUGACCGCUACCGCAAGCUCCUGCUGCAGGUGGAGUCACUGAGCACCGAGCUAUCCGCCGAGCGGAGUUUCUCCGCCAAGGCAGAAAGCGGACGGCAGCAGCUGGAGCGCCAGAUCCAGGAACUGCGGAGCCGUCUGGGAGAGGAGGAUGCUGGGGUCAGGGCGCGCCACAAGAUGCUCAUCGCGGCCCUGGAGUCCAAGCUGGCCCAGGCUGAGGAGCAGCUGGAGCAGGAGAGCAGGGAGCGCAUUCUCUCCGGGAAGCUUGUCCGAAGAGCCGAGAAACGCCUGAAGGAGGUGGUCCUGCAGGUGGAUGAGGAGAGGAGGGUAGCCGACCAGCUCCGGGACCAGCUGGAGAAGGGGAACCUGCGGCAGAAGCAGCUGAAAAGGCAGCUGGAGGAGGCGGAGGAAGAGGCCUCCAGGGCCCAAGCCGGCCGCCGGCGGCUGCAGCGCGAGCUGGAUGAUGUUACUGAAUCAGCAGAGUCCAUGAACCGGGAGGUCACCACGCUGAGGAACCGGCUUCGGCGAGGGCCCCUCACCUUCACCACCAGGACCGUGCGGCAGGUCUUCCGCCUGGAGGAGGGGGUCGUCUCCGAUGAGGAAGAAGGAGAAACACCAGAAGGGGGCGCUGGGCCCCCUGCUCCAGAGCCUGAUGUCCCCCCUCAGUCCCAGCCACAGUGACCCCAAGUUUAUCCUCUGCUCUGCCUCUCCUUCCCUUUCUGCCUUCUUGCACUUUGGGGACCCUCGUGCCCAGCCCAGGCACUUUAAGCCCCAAUUCAAGUCGUGGGGCUGGGAGUGAGGUGGGGGGCAGGCUCAGGCCUGCUCUCCGCCCCCACCCCCAGGGGGAAGAGGUCCCAGCUUUCCCCUUCGCAUUUUGGCUCUUCCUUUCCCUUCUCCUCCCUACCGCACCCACAUUCCUGUCCUCUUUCUUCUCAGCCACCGUGUUCUUUGGAACUUGCUCUUCUCUUUUCUCACCACCCACAUCCUCUUUUCCUCCUCUUUUGCAACACCAUCCCCCUUUCUCCUUGCCUUCUCUUCUCCAGCUCUCCCCUCCUCAUCCUUGUCUCUCUAUCCUCUCAUCUCCUUCCCCUUCCUCACCACCUUCAUCUUCCUCCCUUCCACCCUCAUCCCCAUAUGCUCAUCUCCUUAUUAUCUCAUCUCAUGUAAUUCAAGCUCCUUUUCCCUCAUCUCAUCUCCCCCCCUUCCCUCUUCAACCUUUUACCCCUCUUUGUAUCUUCAGCACUUAGCACAAUGUCUGGUGCAUAGCGGGCGCUUAAUCAGUGUUUACUGGUUGAUCCUUCUCAUUUCCCUCUCUUCCACACUCACUUCCAUCAUCUUCCUCUCCCUCUUUCCCUCCUCGUCCUUUCUAUCCCCCCUCUCUCAUCUCGUCUAUUUCCCUCUCUCUCCCCCUCGUCUCCCUCUCUCAUCUUAUCCCCAUCUUUUCUGUCAUCUCCCUGAACCCAUCCAGUCUCAUUCCUUCUUUACCUUCCCCUGCCUUGUUCCCCAUUCUCUUCUCCUCACCUCUUUCUUGACUCCUUUCUCCCCCAUCUCUUUUCCCUUCCAUCAUUUUCUCCCUUUUCCUGUCUCUCCUCCCCAGUCCCCAUCCGAUGCUCUGGUGGCCUCUGUGUGAUUUAGGUUGGAGUUUCAGGGUCAGGUGUAACAGUAGCAUGUAUCCUGUUCUCCCUACCCCCUGCCCUUUCCACUCCAAUGGAAAUAAACUUACAAGCCUUGCCUGG